Fraxinus pennsylvanica is the source of this 474-nucleotide messenger RNA. Lineage: Eukaryota; Viridiplantae; Streptophyta; Magnoliopsida; Lamiales; Oleaceae. The record is from the annotation of a GenBank genome assembly.
AUGGUCGCGAAGAAAGGAAUUGCAUCUGAGCUUUUGAAGUCUACUAAUGCAUUGAAGCAUGAUGUUCGAGUAUCUAAAGGACCAUUAUGCAAUGAAGAAAAUAAUUGGUCAUCUGUCAAAAAGGAACUCGGGUUUCAGGUUAUGGAGAAUAGCAGCAAGUUUCAUGGGAGGAUCAGAAAAUCUAAUUCAGAAUUUUCUCAUUCAGAAACUGGCUUUCGCUAUUUUGUACUAAUUGAAAACUUGGAAAAAGAUUUGUCACCGUCGGCAAUCGGGGAAUUCAUAUAUAAGCAAACAUCAAUUUCAUCACAAAUCUAUGUUUUCCCAAGCCAACCAUCAGAGCCAUAUGCAAGGGGAGCAAUUGUGUUGGAAUGCAAAGAGGACUUUGAGAAGAUAUAUGACUUACUUAAUAGUUCCAGUCAAUUGGUAGUGUCUGCAAAGGGAAGGUAUAUAGUUGAAUCAUGUAUUUAUAGCUGA